This is a messenger RNA of Brassica oleracea var. oleracea, 1019 nucleotides long. Its product is annotated as two-component response regulator ARR8-like. The transcript has 4 exons. Gene Ontology annotation, biological process: cytokinin-activated signaling pathway; phosphorelay signal transduction system. The record is from RefSeq and is a predicted model, not a curated record. Lineage: Eukaryota; Viridiplantae; Streptophyta; Magnoliopsida; Brassicales; Brassicaceae. The coding region runs from base 147 to 791 and encodes 214 amino acids.
UUGCUUAGUCCGUAACUCAAAGCUAGAUCCAAACUUUAGUUUUAUUCUCUUUCUCUCUCCCUCUCUUUCUCUCCAUCUUUUAUUUCCCCUCCAUUUCUAAGCUCAUUGAAAACAAAAAAAAAUAUAAAAGUUAGAAACUUAGCACAAUGGGUAUGGUGAGAGAGUCACAGUUCCAUGUUUUGGCUGUUGAUGAUAGUCACUUGGAUCGGAAAAUGAUAGAGAGAUUGCUGCAAAAGUCUUCAUGUCAAGUAACUACAGUUGAUACCGGCUCCAAAGCUCUAGAGUUUCUAGGUUUGAGAGAAAGUAACGACCCAAAUGCACUCGAAACUCAUCAGGAAGUUGAAAUAAAUCUCAUAAUCACAGACUACUGUAUGCCUGGCAUGACUGGUUACGAUUUGCUCAAGAAAGUUAAAGAAUCAGCAGCGUUUAGAAGCAUUCCUGUAGUAAUAAUGUCAUCAGAGAACGUUCCUGCUAGAAUCUCCAGAUGUCUGGAAGAAGGAGCUGAAGAGUUUUUCUUGAAGCCAGUAAAGUUGGCUGAUGUUACCAAGUUGAAACCUCACAUGAUGAAAACCAAGUUGAAGAAAGAAGGUGAGAAACCAUCAGAAGAAGAGAAUGCAACUUUGAAACCUGAAGAAUCAUUGGUGGUUGAAAUGAUCUUGCCUCUGAAUCAAGAACUUGAGUUGGAACAAAAAGAACCAAUGUUGAGUAGUAAUAAGAGGAAAGCAAUGGAAGAAGUGAUAUCUGCUGACCGGUCACGUCCUAAAUACAAUGACAUCACAACCUCGGCCUGACCCGUUCGGUGUCCUCAAUGCUUCAGAGUUUCUUUGCAUAGGAAUGUUUCUUCUGGUAAAUACAGAGAGAAUGAAGAUGGAAGACAAAUGUAGAUGAUGGUAAUGGUAACAGUUGUUACUUGUAUUUCAUUAUAUGAAAAAUCAGCAGAUUCUCAGUUUUGAUACUUGUUAGUUUCCUGGUUUAAAACAAUCUCCAGAGUAAAUAAAAUCUACUUACUUUCUUGUUUA